UCAUCGCGUGUAGAACACCCCCACCGCCCUCUUUUAGCGUCCCACAACCAGGAUAAAGUAUCCAUUAAAACCCAAUAACUACCCCAUCCAAAGCAAAGCAACGGACCAAAAAGUGUUCCCUACGAAAAGCUUGGAAUUUAAAAGGCACCGCCCAGAACCUUAACCCUAAUUCCUAAUUUUUUUCAUCUGAUUCAGUUCAGUUUCUGAAUUCAAGAAAAGAAAGAAAAGAAGAGAAUUGGAAAGGGGGAUUCGAUAAUUAAUUGAUUUGUAUCAGAUUUAAAUAAUUUUAAUGAUGUCUGCGAUAGUGUGUGGGAAGAGAUCUUUCUUCGAAGAGAUACAAACAACGUCAUCGCCAGUGUCGGGGUCCCCGCCGGUUUCCAAGAAACUUCGCUGCUCUUCUGCCACCUCCCCAGUUCGGUUCUCCUACUCGCCGCCGAGGAGUCUCAUCAAUCAGCUCAAGGUUUUGUUUCCUGAUAUGGAUAGUCAGCUUCUUGAGAAAGUUUUGGAAGAAUCUGGCAAUAAUUUAGACGCUGCUAUCAAGAGCCUACAGGGACUUCGUCUUGGAUAUGCAGAAAGCAUGGUUAGCAACACGAGUUUUUCUGCUGAAGUAAAUGCAGGUAUGGAGGAAGGUGCGACACCAACUCUGGGUGAUGCAGUUCUUUUGGAGGACUCUCAAGUCCAGAACAACCUGCCGGUGGAUGGUGCAGAAUGGGUUGAGUUGGUUGUGAAAGAGAUGAUGAGUGCAACUAGCUUAGAUGAUGCUAGAUUCCGUGCAACAAGAGUGUUGGAAAGUUUGGAAAAAUCCAUCAGUGCUAGAGCUGGUGCUGAAGCAUCUCAAAAUUUUCAAAAGGAAAACAUGAUGCUGAAGGAACAAAUUGAGGCACUUCUUCGGGACAAUGUCAUUCUCAAACGCGCUGUUUCCAUUCAGCGUGAACGUCAGAAGGAGUAUGAUGAGAGUAACCAAGAGGUGCAGCAAUUGAAGCGUUUGGUGGCUCAAUAUCAGGAGCAGUUGAGAACUCUUGAGGUGAACAACUAUGCAUUGACGAUGCAUUUGCGCCUGGCCCAGCAGAGCAACUCCAUACCUGGACAUUUUCAUCCAGAUAUAUUUUAAUAAAGGAAGGAAAUACAUAGCUCGAAGCGACAUAUCUUUUUAUGGCAUAAAAGUUGUUUCUUUAGGUGUUGAAUAUUAUGCAUGUUUUAAAACUAGAUGUGCAACACAAAACAGUGGAAAGCUAAGGCUCUUAUUCAUGGCAUAAGUACAAAAUUUCUUCUCUCCAAUUUCAUCAAAAAGUCAAAUUCUCUGUUGUUUUGCUUUCGAGAGAUUAUUUUGCCUUGGGAGUUUUUGGCUUCUUGUUUUCUGUAUUUUACGGUUGCUAUAUAAAUUCAUGGUCUGUAGUAUCAGUUCAAAUUUGAUUGGAGAA
Olea europaea var. sylvestris is the source of this 1421-nucleotide messenger RNA. RefSeq lists its product as uncharacterized. Gene Ontology annotation, molecular function: ubiquitin binding. The transcript is spliced from 5 exons. Lineage: Eukaryota; Viridiplantae; Streptophyta; Magnoliopsida; Lamiales; Oleaceae. The record is from RefSeq and is a predicted model, not a curated record. Bases 290 to 1111 code for a protein of 273 amino acids.